Cynoglossus semilaevis (tongue sole) is the source of this 3242-nucleotide messenger RNA. RefSeq names its product nucleolar protein 4-like a (gene nol4la). Lineage: Eukaryota; Metazoa; Chordata; Actinopteri; Pleuronectiformes; Cynoglossidae. The transcript is spliced from 11 exons. Bases 811 to 2865 code for a protein of 684 amino acids. The record is from RefSeq and is a predicted model, not a curated record.
CAGUGAAAUGCAGAUAUGAGUGUGUGUGUGUGUUUUUUUUCCUUUUUUUUUAUUAUGGGAUAGACGCAGCACAGCGUGCGAGAGCAAAUCCCAUUCAAACAGGUGUGAAGAGCAGGAACAAUUCCAGGCGGCGUGUGUCGAUCUCGGAUACGCGGCCAUAAAAGCAGCGCAGUCUCAACAUCUUUGAGCUUUUUUGGAAAGGUUGAAAAAAACGAAAGAACCCACACACGGAAACGUGUUAGCAGUAAGAAAGUGGGUCAAUAGGAACUGAGAGCAACGUUUGUUUCCACGCUUUUGUCUGUGUUCUUUGUUGGGGUUUUUUUUUUCUCUCCCCUCUCUCUGCCUCAGCGCUGAGGCUUUUACGCACAGGUGGGAGAGACCCGCUCGGCGUGUAGGACAGCCCCCCUCUCUGCUCCUCAGCCCAUGGUGAUGUGAGGAAGUGACAUUUUUUUUCCUCUUCCUCCUCCUCCUCCUCCACCUCCACCACCACCGCUGCGGUUCGGGACACCACAGCGCUUGCCUCUCUCUGCAAACAGGUGUGCUUCCGUCCGGGUCACUUCUGCUGGGAGCAACCACCAAGGGGGGAGGGGGGUGAGGAGGACUGCGUCCCACCACAUAUCCUGAACCCAGACUCCGAGAGACGCGGGACCGGCACCGGCAGAGACCGGCGGAUGAAAAAUCGACCCGGCCGAUAGUCCUCUUUAUUCGCCUGGGCUGUUUGAACGGGUUCAGACGGAGCGACUGAGAGAGAGAGAGAGAGAGAGAGAGAGAAAAGGAGGGGAGGGAAAGGAGAGAGAGAAGGGGGGAGCGAUGGCAACGAAAAAGGCGUGCGUGGAUGUCUCCAAAAGGAGCCGGAGUCCGGUGGUGCUGGAGGCGGAGAUGUUUAGUGAAUUUCAGGACUGGUGUCUCCGGACUUAUGGAGACUCGGGCAAAACUAAAACGGUCACCAGGCGAAAAUAUAACAAAAUCAUGCAGACACUGUUGCAGAGCGACGAGUCGGACGUCGGCGUGUACGUGGAUAACAGCCACAUCAACGCCAAAUUCAAAUUCUGGGUGAAGUCCAAGGGAUUUCAGGUCGGGACUAACGUUUUGGGAGAGCACAACAAGAAAGGGGCGCCAGGGAAACCCGUCCUGUAUGUGCCGGUCAAGUCAACGUGUUCAGAUGGAAAUUCAGCCCAGGACAACUCCUCCCUGAAGCGCGUCGCUGUGGUCGAAGAUUUCUUUGACAUCAUCUAUGCCAUGCACGUGGAGAUGGGCGCCGACCCUGGCAGAGCGCCGAAGCACGCAGGUCAAAAGAAGACCUACAAGGCGAUAGCUGAGACAUACGCCUUCCUGCCCAGAGAGGCGGUGACUCGGUUCCUAAUGAGCUGUGGAGAGUGUCAGAAGAGGAUGCACAUCAACCCCAGCACGGCAGAGUUCAAAGAAAAUGACAGACCAACCUCACUGGCCCCGGACCUCAUUGAUUACAACAUGCCUCUGACUGCCACCUACCUGAAACAAAUGAAACUGCAGUGCAUGAACACCAAUGAAAGGGAUGACAGUUCAGUGAGCAGUGAGGACAUGAACGGCACUGAGCCCACGUGGGUCGCAGCUGAGCAGCCGUCGGUGCCAGAGUCCAGUCCAGCUAAUGAAGAACAAGCCAACAACACAGCAGCAGCUGUGAAGGAGGAAGACGACGAUGAUUCCUCUGUGAGCAGCAGUGCUAACGGGCUGCCGGCCCUGACCUCCCCGGAGGUUCUGACUGUCGCUGGGAACCACCCAGAUGGUGGGCUUCCGUACGUGGAGGUGGUGGAGAACGGUGUCAGUGCCCCCCUGGACUUCAGCACCACCUCGUCCUCACCGUCCUCAGACGACCAGCAGCCGGUCAAUCUGAGCGAUCGGCUGACGGGCGGCUCACUGUCAAAUACCUACGCCGCGGAGCCCAACAGGAAGUACCCCGUCAAAACAGAGUACACCAACAAGUCUCCUCCCUACAGUUCAGGAAGCUACAACUCGGUGAAAACUGACGUCAGCAUGAGCGUCGAGGACCUGAGCUCCGGCCGAGCGCAGAUCAUCGAUGACGAUGACGAUGAGCACGACGACCACGACGACAGCGACAAGAUUAACGAUGCCGAGGGCAUGGACCCCGAGCGACUUAAAGCCUUCAACAUGUUUGUGCGCUUGUUCGUCGAUGAGAACCUGGACCGCAUGGUGCCCAUCUCCAAACAGCCAAAGGAGAAGAUCCAGGCCAUCAUUGAGUCGUGCACCCGCCAGUUCCCAGAAUUCCAGGAGCGCUCCCGCAAGCGCAUCCGUACCUACCUCAAAUCCUGCCGUCGGAUGAAAAAAGGAGGUUUUGAGAUACGACCAACACCUCCUCACCUUACCUCUGCCAUGGCUGAGAACAUUCUUGCCUCUGCCUGUGAGAGCGAGACCAGAAAUGCUGCCAAGAGGAUGAGGCUCGACACCUAUCAGGCUACGGACGAGCCGCCGUCUGCUGACAAAUCCAACCUAAGGGACCCAGCCCCCGCCGCUCCCACAGCAUUUUCUAUCUCCAGUGCAGCUUUUGCCCAGGACCAAGCCUAUACCAACGGAGGCCUCAACUACAACCUGCGAGGGUAUGGGUCGGUCAACAGCAGCAACCAGCAGCACUCUGGAGCAACGCAAACCAAUGGUCCCACCGAUCUGAGUAUGAAGUCCGUGGGCCCAAACUCCUCCUCUAGCUCUAACAGUCAUGGUCAGGGCGGUGGCAGUGGCGGGGCGUCAGCUCAGCUCAGCCCUCCAGAGGUCACGGCGGUCAGGCAGCUCAUCGCAGGGUACCGGGAGUCCGCGGCCUUCCUCCUCCGCUCGGCCGACGAGCUGGAGAACCUGAUCCUGCAGCAGAACUGAGUCUAAGCCACACAGUGCCAAGACCCUCUCGAGAACAUUCCGUCUGUGUCGCCCUCACUCACACACACACACACACACUCACACACACACACACACACACACCCGGGCACAACUUCACUCACAAAGACACAAACGUACGCGGCUGACACCGCAGCACACGCUGGGUCCUGUCGGUGUGGCGCCUUUACUCGUUCCUCUCAUCUCUCAUCCCGACAGGCCAGAACCUACGACAGGCUGGAAAAUAUUUAUUUAUGCAUUUGCUUCACUUUGACCUUAGUGCCCUCUUCUCUGUAGCCAUUUACCCCCAUUCAUGUUCUUUUUACCAUCCCAACCUCCAUUUGUCUCAGGAAGUGAAAAACUACGAUAGAAAAAAAAAA